CUGGCCUUCGAUUACGAGUACCCGGAGCAGGAAAGCGAGAUAGCUUUAGACACCGACGAGUUCACUGCCGUAUGUCCCUGGACAGGCCUCCCGGACUUUGGCGCCCUGACCAUCCGCUACGUUCCUGACAUGAAGCUGCUGGAGCUGAAGUCCCUGAAGUACUACCUGCUCUCAUACAGGCAGGUUGGCAUUGUGCAGGAACACGCCGCCAACCGCAUCCUGAAAGACCUGGUGGCCGCGUGCCGGCCCCAUCGAAUGGCCGUAUCACUGGACUACAAGACCCGUGGCGGCAUUCACACGACCGUGGACGUAGCCUACCAAGCCACGGAAGUCUAA
Molecule: messenger RNA, 336 nt
Organism: Geodia barretti
Lineage: Eukaryota; Metazoa; Porifera; Demospongiae; Tetractinellida; Geodiidae
Source: the annotation of a GenBank genome assembly